ACAGGGAGGGGCGGGGCGGACGCGAGCUGCGGUCUGGCGCUGUUGUCGCGAGCGCGUUAGGUGACCCGUGCUGUGUCGCGCGCAGGUAGGCAGCAGCAGUAGCGGCAGGGGCAGUAUCCGCCCUGUGAGGAAGCCAUGAAGCAGUACGAGGUGGAGAUUCUGGACGCAAAGACGAGGGAGAAGCUGUGUUUCCUAGACAAGGUGGAGCCCCAGGCCACCAUCGCGGAGAUCAAGAACCUCUUCACCAAGUCCCAUCCGCAGUGGUACCCAGCCCGCCAGUCCCUCCGCCUGGACCCCAAGGGCAAGUCCCUGAAGGACGAGGAUGUUCUGCAGAAGCUGCCCGUGGGCACCACGGCCACAUUCUACUUCCGGGAUCUGGGGGCCCAGAUCAGCUGGGUGACGGUCUUCCUGACAGAGUACGCGGGGCCCCUUUUCAUCUACCUGCUCUUCUACUUCCGGGUGCCCUUCAUCUACGGCCACAAAUACGACUUCACGUCCAGUCGGCACACGGUGGUGCACCUCGCCUGCAUCUGCCACUCAUUCCACUACGUCAAGCGCCUGCUGGAGACGCUCUUCGUGCACCGCUUCUCGCACGGCACCAUGCCUCUGCGCAACAUCUUCAAGAACUGCACCUACUACUGGGGCUUCGCCGCGUGGAUGGCCUAUUACAUCAACCACCCGCUCUACACGCCCCCCUCCUAUGGAGCCCAGCAGGUUAAACUGGCACUGGCUAUCUUUGUGAUCUGCCAGCUGGGCAACUUCUCCAUCCACAUGGCCCUGCGGGACCUGCGGCCGGCUGGGUCCAAGACCCGGAAGAUCCCGUACCCCACCAAGAACCCCUUCACAUGGCUCUUCCUGCUGGUGUCCUGCCCCAACUACACCUAUGAGGUGGGGUCCUGGAUCGGCUUUGCCAUCAUGACACAGUGUCUCCCAGGCAACCCAGACACUGAGGCCCAGAAGGAGAGGGGUGGCUCCCUCGCCAUCGCCUGCCAGGGCACGGCAAUAUCUCUUGAUGGCUCCCCCAGGGAUACCCUCCCUCCACGGCCGUCCGGACAGUCCCACUCUGCAGAGCCCGAGCUCAGGAACCACGCUCUCCUGCACCACAGAAUGCACUGUCAGCCAUUGCCCCCUGGAAGCCUGCCUUGUUACCCCCCAGGAGCUGCCCCCGAAAUCUGCCUCGUUCCACUAUCUUCCCCACGGGGCUGAGAGUUCCCUGAAGACAGUGCUUGGAUACCCCCAGUUCCCUGCUGCAACCAAGGUGCCCAAAGCGGAACCUGGUCCAGAACUGGCGCUCGAUAUGCCUGUGAUAUCUACUACAUUAAAAAUAAAAGCAUCACGCAGGAUA
This is a messenger RNA of Lemur catta (Ring-tailed lemur), 1345 nucleotides long. RefSeq names its product trans-2,3-enoyl-CoA reductase (gene TECR). The record is from RefSeq and is a predicted model, not a curated record. Bases 136 to 1206 code for a protein of 356 amino acids. Gene Ontology annotation, biological process: very long-chain fatty acid biosynthetic process. NCBI's taxonomy places the organism in Eukaryota, Metazoa, Chordata, Mammalia, Primates, Lemuridae. The transcript is spliced from 14 exons. Gene Ontology annotation, molecular function: oxidoreductase activity, acting on the CH-CH group of donors.